CGCGAUGCCCCUGUCCCAGAGCAGGCCUGGCCAGCGGCUGCCCUGCAGCAGCAAGGUGUGCAGGAACCUCUUUGGCCCCGUGGACCACCAGCAGCUCCAAAGCGACUUCCAGGACCUGCUGAGGCAGCAGCUGGAAGAAGCCCAGCGCCGCUGGAACUUCGACUUUGAGACGGAUACGCCCUUGGAAGGGCGCUUCAAGUGGGAGAGGGUCCUCCUUGCUGAACAGCAGCUGCACGGCCUGGCCAAGGCCAACGGCAGCGAGAGCCGGAGCUGCUCCUUGGUCCACAAGGUACCCGCCAAGGACCGUCCCAGCGGCAUCUGCUCCGAGGCACCUCCGCAGGACUCGGAGCCUCGGGCUGCCGGCUCCCCACAGCGCUUGAAACGCAGACAGACGACCGUCACGGAUUUCUACAACUCCAAGAGGAGAAUCAUUCCUGACAAGCCCAAACCAUGA
Molecule: messenger RNA, 454 nt
Organism: Tinamus guttatus (white-throated tinamou)
Lineage: Eukaryota; Metazoa; Chordata; Aves; Tinamiformes; Tinamidae
Gene: CDKN1A
Product: cyclin dependent kinase inhibitor 1A
Biological process (GO): DNA damage response; regulation of G1/S transition of mitotic cell cycle; signal transduction by p53 class mediator
Cellular component (GO): nucleus; cyclin-dependent protein kinase holoenzyme complex
Molecular function (GO): cyclin-dependent protein serine/threonine kinase inhibitor activity
Source: RefSeq, a predicted model, not a curated record